This is a messenger RNA of Ostrinia furnacalis (Asian corn borer), 1388 nucleotides long. RefSeq names its product ubiquitin conjugating enzyme E2 (gene Ubc13). The record is from RefSeq and is a predicted model, not a curated record. The coding region runs from base 221 to 676 and encodes 151 amino acids. Lineage: Eukaryota; Metazoa; Arthropoda; Insecta; Lepidoptera; Crambidae. The transcript has a single exon.
UAUAGAUUUCAAGUCUAUGUUGUCUGUGGUUAAAAAUUGAAGUACCUUCGCUUUUGUAGUCGCAUUUUCAGCGUUAUCAUGGCUAAAAUGUUAUUCUAAUAAAAAGACGUGCCUCAAUAAUCGUCGUAAAUACGUGCAGUGAUAAGACAAUUAGAUAUUUUAUACAGUUAUAUGAUUACUUGCUCUCAUUUGUCAAAUUGUGCUAGACCGCAUAUUUAAAAUGGCAGCCCUACCACGUAGAAUAAUCAAAGAGACACAGCGACUGAUGCAGGAGCCUGUGCCGGGAAUCAGCGCGGUGCCCAGCGAAACCAAUGCUCGUUAUUUUCAUGUAAUCGUCACCGGCCCAGAAGACUCACCUUUUGAAGGAGGACUAUUUAAAUUAGAAUUGUUUCUACCAGAGGACUAUCCCAUGUCAGCGCCUAAGGUUAGGUUUAUAACGAAAAUAUACCAUCCGAACAUAGAUCGGCUUGGUCGUAUAUGCUUGGACAUACUGAAGGACAAGUGGAGCCCUGCACUGCAGAUCCGUACAGUGCUGUUGUCUAUCCAGGCGCUACUGUCGGCGCCUAACCCUGACGAUCCCUUGGCAAACGACGUGGCUGAGCUUUGGAAGGUGAACGAGGGGGAAGCGAUUAGAAAUGCAAAGGAGUGGACACGGAGAUACGCGAUGGACAACUGAGCGCCUGUGCUGCCCGCACACACCCAUCAGUGCCUCCCACGCGCGCGACUCGAGGUGCGAAACUAACAGAUAUCAUGAUUUUAAGAGUGCAAGUUAUGUUAUACACCUUAGACCGAAUAACUUGUGAAGAGACAAUUGUGGAUAAAUUUUUAUUAUUAGUGGGAACCCAUGCGGCACGCCGGUCGGUGCCGCGGCCCACGCUCGCUCAGGCCCUCCCUGCAUCUCUACGUAGCCUCGCCCUUCGGUCCGGAGCGGCUGCUUCGAAGAUCCAACCGAUAAUUGUUUACCCAUUCACAUGUAGCUUCGUUACAAUAUUAGGUAUGCAUAUUUUUUUACUAUCAUUAAAAUAGCAAAUAUAAUAAAUAUCUGGAGACUUAAAAUGUAUAUAUUUCAUGGUUACAAAUUUGGUUAAUUUUAUACAAAGGAUAGCGUGUACUGUCACAAAGUUAAUGUCUUUGUAAGUGUUGUGUCAACACCGCCCCUUGAUUGAGUGCAGAAUAUUGCUUAAUUAAUUAUAUCAGUUUUCUGAUCUCUAGUGAUUCUGAAUGUAAUUUAAUUUUCUCUUAUAGAAUGUGAAAGCAUAUUAGCCAUUUUGUUUUUCACAGGAUAAGCUACAUCAACAUGAUUUCACUAUGAAUCUUUUGUGUACUAUUUACGUCUUGUAUAAAAGUUAUCAUUAAAUUGUAUUUAUGUAAAUUUAAUUUGGCUUUGU